Camellia sinensis is the source of this 1095-nucleotide messenger RNA. Lineage: Eukaryota; Viridiplantae; Streptophyta; Magnoliopsida; Ericales; Theaceae. The record is from RefSeq and is a predicted model, not a curated record.
AUGGAACAGAAGUUUCUUAUCGCGCGAGCUUGGAUGGGUGUUGAAAAAACAAGGGAUGUUGUUUUUGGUGACUAUUCAUCUUCAUUUGACGAUCUUCGUUGGUAUGUUGAUGUCGCUAAUGAUUGUAAUUCGGGGAGUGUUUUUUAUAUGGAAUUUGAUAUUGAUAGUAAAGGAAGUCAUUUCAAAUGCUUGUUUUUCGCUUUUGAGGCAUGUUUAUAUCCAUUAUGUUUUGCCAUUGUUGAUAGUGAACGUUAUGACAAUUGGCAUUGGUUCUUAUCAAAGUUAUUUGUUAUUUUGACUCCGGGAAGGGAUAUUACGUUUGUUACUGAUCGGCAUGGAGGUUUGCUGAAAGCUUUAGCUAAGACAAAUUUGAAGACUUAUUUGUCAGUGAAGUGUCGCAAAUCUAAAGAGUAUUUGCUCACUCUUUUUAGUAGAUGUGCAUAUGCUCCUACUAUUGAGUUAUCUAAUGAGCUAUUUGAAGAAUUUAAGGGUUGUUGUGGUCGUACUAUUAGGGAUAAGUGCCAUUUGUUUUCAACUAAUCUUGUUGAUGCUAUACGGGUGGAACUAAUGGAGCAAUUUUCAAAAAGGAGAGAAGUUGGAAAUAAGUGGAAUCGUAUUGUUUGUCCUUUUACAGAGAAAAAGUUGGAAAAAUGUUUUAAUGAUACAAAGGCAUGGAUAGUUAAGAAAUGUAGCGAUGAUAUUCAUGAAAUCCAAUUGGAUCAUUCAGUUAUGGUUGAUAUUGGGAAACGGUCUUGUUCUUGUCGAUUGUUGGAAAUUGAUUAUUUUCCUUGCAAACAUGGUUUUUGUGCUAUAAAAAGGAGUAAGAAGGAUCUGAAGUGUUUUCUUGAUGAUUACUACCAUGUUCGUAGUUAUUGUGAUUGUUAUUCGCAUUCUAUCUAUCUAGUUCCUAGUAUAUGGAAGCCAAAUGUAGUUCUUGAUGAUGACGUUGUUUUACCUCCUCUUUGUAAGAAACCAACUGGAUGUCCAAGAAUAGAGAGAAUACCUUCGAAGGGCGAGAUCAAGAGAAUUAGGUGCAAUAGGUGUGGAAAGAUGGAAACUCAUAAUCAGAAGACAUGUAAAGAAGCUUUGUUUUAG